This is a messenger RNA of Cornus florida, 591 nucleotides long. RefSeq names its product F-box/LRR-repeat protein At3g59200-like. NCBI's taxonomy places the organism in Eukaryota, Viridiplantae, Streptophyta, Magnoliopsida, Cornales, Cornaceae. The transcript has 3 exons. Gene Ontology annotation, molecular function: protein binding. The record is from RefSeq and is a predicted model, not a curated record. Bases 1 to 591 code for a protein of 196 amino acids.
AUGGAUCCAAUUUCCGAAAAUGAAGACAGAAUUAGCAACUUGCCGCGUUGCCUUAUUGAACAUAUCCUCUCUUCUCUUCCAUUAGAGUAUGCGGUGAAAACUAGUGUUUUAUCAACCAAAUGGAGGUAUCUUUGGACUUCCAUCACCAAUCUCAACUUCGAUGAUUGUGAAACGAGAAAUGAAACGAGGUUCAUAAAUUUUGUCAACAGAGUUCUAAUGCGUAAUGUAUCAGAUUUGCAGAAAUUCAGUCUGACAUGUUAUCAGGAUUAUGAUGUUUCACAUCUUAAUGCAUGGAUUUGUACCGCGCUAUCACGUAAUAUCUAUCAGUACUCUUGCUGGCUUCCUGUGCCAAAGUUGGAACAUUUGAGUUAUUUGGAGCUUUCUGUUUUCAAUUAUGUUGAAUGGAAAUUCGUUAUGGAUUUUCUUGCCAACUCGCCACAAUUGGAAACUCUUAUUUUUACGGGUCCUCAUGAGGAUGAAUUCUAUGAUGAAGAGAAAAAUCGGGCUAUGCGGCGUUGGUAUCCACCUCAGAAUGUGCCUUCUUGUCUGUUGUUUCACCUUCAAAAAAUUGAAAUGAUGUCGUUUCGAUAG